CUCACUUUGUGUUAACAAGUUCUUUUUACAGGUUGUGAACAGAAGAUAGGUCACGUGACCAAAUAUCAAUGUUUUUUUAACUCUAUUUUUUCUUAAUUAGAUCAUUUAGGACCAUAUCGUACGAAGGUGAGAGGAAUGAAGGUGUCACUGCUGAUAACCUUCAGUGUGUGUCUAGUAUACGAAACUGUUGCCCAAGGAAACAUUGAUGCUAUUGUAAACGAUGCUGUACAGUCCGCCUUUGGGGGUGGGCCAGCACCGGGAGUGGCAGGGUUUGGUCCGGCGGGUCUAACGGGCGCUGGUCCCGCCCCUGCUGUGGGACAAAUUCCUGCAAGUCGAACUUCUGGUGGUGGCAUAGCCCCUAGACCGGUGAGUGGACAGGGGUCGGGAGCCGCACGUGCCCUAGCCAGGUUCUCCCAGAGUAACGCCCCAGCUACUAAUACCCUUCUCAGUGACCGGUCAGCGAGGGCCUCUCAAGCUGCCAGGACCAUAGCUGCAAACCCAGAAGUUGGUGGUUUUGCUGCUGGUGGAUUACAAAGAGCAGUUUCAGACCCACAGAUUCAAGCAAGCUUUCAGAGAGCCUUCGAGCCAUACUGUUUUGCAAUGCCUCUAUGUGACUUCCGCGACCCCUACCGACGAACAGAUGGACAAUGUAACAACCCGAUCAACCCUCUCCUGGGAUCAUCUUUCACUCCUCAACAGCGAGUAGUACCGAAUGCCUAUGAUGACUUUAUCAGCUUACCACGUACACGGUCUGUGGCUCUUCCCCCGCAACUCCUGCCAAGUGCCCGAACCGUCAGUAACAACGUCUUCCAGUGGUCCUUCGGGGGCAUGACCCCGAUCAGUGCUAGUUUCUCCACAUUCCUCACCCAUCACGGCCAGUUCAUUGACCACGAUAUCAUCGCAACUCCCUCAGAAACACUUCCAAAUAAUGUACCAAUUUUGGACUGCUGUAAUCCAGUAGGAGGUAUAGUCAAACCGGAUGCCUGUUUUAUUAUCCCUGUUAAUGAUGGGGUGCAAGACCCUUUCUUUCUACCACAUUUAAACUGCAUGAACUUUGUUCGACACACAGGAGCGCCACCAUUGCGAUGUGAAAAUGGUGUUCGGGAACAGAUUAACGAGAGAACUUCGUUCGUGGAUGGGUCUAUGAUCUAUGGAUCAGAUUUUGCGCGAGAAUGGCAGCUUCGAGCAAAAUUUUUGGGGCGACUUGCUGUUAAUGGAGAAAAUCUAUUACCUAACCACCCCGAGGGAUGUCCUGAUGACAUACCUGCCCGCUUACCUUGUUUUAUUGCAGGAGACCACAGACCUAGUGAAACACCAACUUUAACUGUGCCUCACAUCACGUGGUUAAGACGUCACAACUUGAUUGCUGAUGCGUUAAGAGCUGCAACAGGCAUAUGGAAUGAUGAAGUCCUUUUUCAGGAGGCCAAGAGAAUUGUUGUUGCUGAACUCCAACACGUUACUUACAACGAAUUUCUACCGGCCGUACUGGACGAUUUUCAUAUGAAUGCGUUUAACCUACGAUCCAGUCCAUUCGGUCAUGCCGAAGCUUACAAUUCUAAUAUUGACCCUAGGACCAUCAAUUCGUUUGGUGUGGCUGCAUAUCGAAUGGGUCACAGUUUGGUCCGCAAUUCCGUUGGACUUCUUGGAAAUGGACCCCCAGUGUCCUUCCCUGUUAGUCAACAUUUUGAAAAUCCAGACAUAAUGUACAGAGGUGGAUACGAACGUAUGGCCCGCUGGAUGUCGCGGGAACGGAAAUCCAGGUCUGAUCGGUUCCUAGUGGAUGGAAUCAGAAAUAGGUUGUUUGAAAACUUUGAAAGUAACCCACCCCCAGGCGAAACGCCAUCUUUAGAUUUGGGAGCUCUUAAUGUACAGAGAGGUCGGGACCAUGGAAUCCCGUCCUACAAUGCUUACCGACAGUUCUGUGGACUCCCCAGAGCCAACUUCUUUGCAGUGGUGCAGGGUGGAUUAGUCAAUCACAACCAAUUCGCUGCACAGGCACUUCAACGAACAUACAGACAUCCUGAUGACAUUGAUUUGUUUGCUGGUGGUAUGUCCGAGACCCCUCUUCCAGGCAGUAUUCUAGGGCCUACGUUCCAAUGUUUGAUAGCCUAUCAGUUCAGUCUCUACAAAUAUGGCGACAGAUUUUGGUACGAAAGGAACUUCCCAGAAAACCCACUCGCUGCAUUCACUCAAGCUCAACUUGCUCAAAUUAAGCAGACAACAUAUUCAAAGAUCAUGUGUUCCGUAAUGGGCAAUAUUAAUGUCGCCCACUCUUUCCAACCUAGUUUGAUGCUUCGUACCGAUAUUCCAGGAAACUCACCGUUGCCAUGCAAUGUGAUUCUUGGAGGCAAUCCCCUUGGCUUCGACAUAACGCCGUUUGCUCAGCAACUGUUACAAUUGGGUGGAAGACGAAGACGAGGCCCCGAUCCCUUUAACCUCUCCCCACUGAAUCCAGGUAUGCGUGGAAUUCUUUCAGGUCCGGGUCAGAUUCCGGGCAGUGGAAACUUUGUCUCGCCGUUGAAUCCUGCUGGUGUCCUCCGGGGCGGACGGGAUAUGAGAAGACUUUAUUGAUAAAAAAAGUUCCAUAAAUGAAUAAAGAAAACAAUAUAGCGUUGACAAAAACGUUCCUAUUUUGUUAAUUUGUGUGAUAAGUAUUGUUUAUACUAUUUUAUAUACCUCACGUUUCUUUAAUUAAAAAAUAUUGUAAAACGGUUUAUCAACAUAAAAAUGAUUUUUAUAUUUAUCCGAUAUAAGUAAACAACCAUUCUGUGUUUCUCAUGCAACGAGCUGGAUGUAAAUUUUUCAUUCAAAAUAUAUUUGAUAUGUUUAUAUUGAUUAAGUUCAUAGAAACUAGCAUAAUACAUAGUGAAUGAAAAUUCAAGUUUGUAAUGUUCAAUGUUAUAUGUUAACUUAUACGUUAUAUGUAAUUAAUGUAUUAAAUACGAUAUUGUCAACAUUAUUUUUUAAAAAAGGUUAGGUCAAUAAAACAAUAUUAAAAAACAAUGGUGUUGUUAUUA
Messenger RNA from Magallana angulata, 3017 nucleotides. RefSeq names its product peroxidase-like protein. Gene Ontology annotation, molecular function: peroxidase activity; heme binding. The transcript has 13 exons. The record is from RefSeq and is a predicted model, not a curated record. Gene Ontology annotation, biological process: response to oxidative stress. NCBI's taxonomy places the organism in Eukaryota, Metazoa, Mollusca, Bivalvia, Ostreida, Ostreidae. The coding region runs from base 136 to 2571 and encodes 811 amino acids.